AUGCAGCUCACUUCUACCCUCCUUCUCCCAUUGCUGGCUGUUCCAGCGUUUGCUGUCCCAACUUUCUCCUGGCCGCCCUGGCCCUUCAACAACCAUGGUGGAUGCCUUUCGCUGUCCACCGCCGAGACGAUCGUCGGCUACUACGCAGCCGUGAUCGCGCACAACAGCACAUCGUUGGGCAAUGCCACGCAGACCGCCUACGCCAUCACCGUCCCCAACUACACGGAGUACUCCGACUCUGCCAGCGAGCAGGUCGGCGCCCCACUCAAUGUGCCCAUCACUACAAGUCAAGCCGUCUUCGCCGCUGAGUCCCAGUCGAACCCCCCAGCCGACUUCACCACCCUCGGCGUCUACACGGUCGAAUGCAACAAGAUCCUCUGGCGCUGGGUCCAAUACGGCGACGGUGGCAAUGCCUCCGCGAUCCCCGUCAAGGGCUUCCAUCUCUUCGAACUCAACUACCAAAACCUCCUUGAGUUGACCUACUUUGAAUUCAACGGCUUGGCGGCUGCAAUUGACACUCACGAGUUUGGCUGCCAUUCUUGA
Molecule: messenger RNA, 543 nt
Organism: Neohortaea acidophila
Lineage: Eukaryota; Fungi; Ascomycota; Dothideomycetes; Mycosphaerellales; Teratosphaeriaceae
Exons: 2
Coding region: 1-543 (180 amino acids)
Source: RefSeq, a predicted model, not a curated record